Molecule: messenger RNA, 1766 nt
Organism: Pteropus alecto (black flying fox)
Lineage: Eukaryota; Metazoa; Chordata; Mammalia; Chiroptera; Pteropodidae
Gene: OLR1
Product: oxidized low density lipoprotein receptor 1
Exons: 6
Coding region: 68-916 (282 amino acids)
Biological process (GO): lipoprotein metabolic process; cell death; leukocyte cell-cell adhesion
Cellular component (GO): signaling receptor complex; plasma membrane
Molecular function (GO): low-density lipoprotein particle receptor activity
Source: RefSeq, a predicted model, not a curated record
UCCAGCAGAAGCUCACACAUUUUUACUUUGUAGAAGUCCUUGACUGCUUCACUUUCUCAUUCUUGGAAUGAAUUUGGAGGCAACUUUUGAUGACCUCAAGAAUAAGACUAUGAAGGAUCAACUUGAUCAGAAACCAAAUGGACAGAAAGCUAAAGGUACUAGGGAUGGUCUUCAUUUUCUUUAUUCUCCUUGGUGGUGCCCUGUAGCUGUGACUCUAGGAAUCCUUUGCCUGGGUUUACUGGUGACUAUCAUAGUGCUGAUAAUGCAAGUAUCCCAGGUGUCUGAUCUUCUAAAGCAACAGAAAGCAAACCUCACUCACCAGGAAAAUAUUUUGGAGGGACAGAUUUUAGCCCAGAAGGAGGAAGAAAAAGCUUCCCAGGAGUCACAAAGGGAGCUCAAGGAAAUGAUAGAAACACUUACUCAGAAGCUGAAUGAGAAAUCCAAAAAACAAAUGGAACUUUUUCAUCAGAACCUGAAUCUCCAAGAAGCUCUGAAGAAAGCAGCAAAUUUUUCAGGUCCUUGUCCCCAAGACUGGCUGUGGCAUGAAGAACACUGUUACUUAUUUUCCUCCAACUCAUUUAAUUGGGAAAAAAGCCAGAAGGACUGCUUGUCUUUGGAUGCUCAGAUGUUGAUAAUUAAUAGCACAGAUGACCUGGAAUUCAUCAAGCGAGCAAGUGCCCAUUCCAGUUCUCCGUUCUGGACCGGGCUGUCCCUGAGGAAGCCCAGCCACUCAUGGCUCUGGGAAGACGGUUCCCCUUUGAUGCCCCAUGUGUUUAGACUCCAGGGAGCCGUUUCCCAGAGGUAUCCUUCAGGCACCUGUGUAUAUUUACAAAGGGGAGCUGUUUUUGCUGACAACUGCAUUUUGAAUGCAUUCAGUAUAUGCCAGAAGAAGGCGACUCUAUUGAGAGCACAGUGAAUUUGAAGGCUUUGGAACAAAAGGAGAAGCCGAUCUUUGAAUUCUCUUCUGGAAUUUAAGCUAUUUUUCCUCACUUAGGUGCAAACCGUGAGAGCCCUGAGAACCGAUAUUAUCUGACUGUAGAACAUUUUAGCAGUAAGUGGGGCUCCAGCUGUCCGACACCUUUAUAUCAAAAGUUUUGAUUCUAUCUCUGUCUACAUUUUUUCACCUAGCUGGUCCUAAGCCUUCCUGCCAGCCCUUGGCCCCUCUUCCCUUUUUCAUUUUAAAGGUUUGCUCCUCUCCAAGCCUUGGAACCCUCUCUACCUCAGUGCCAUUUUCUCUUCACCCUCUUAAAACUGCAUAGAAGAUAGAACAGGCAGAACUUGCCCAACUGCGAGCAGAGGGAGAAAAAGGGGAAGCACGCAUGGAAAACAGCAAAUGAAGAAACAGAAAAGGGAAAGGUCAGACAGGAUUCAAGACACUUAAUGUGUCUCAAUGUUAAAAGCUACCACUGUUGGUCUUUGAAAUCGUAGUCUCUCUCCAGACUCCACCACUACUUGUACACACACAGACACACACACACAGACACACAGACAGACAGACACACACACACACGCACACAUACACACAAACUGUAUCUUCACAUUUUCAGGGCAAUUGGGAUGUCUCAAGAAGUAAACUAGUCUACAAUGAAGUAUAGUUCCUGAAUGAGUCAUUUCUUCAUUUUUUUGCUACCAAAAGAUAGCUUAGUACCUUUAAUUCUUUGGAACAGUAUUUGGUAGAUUCAUGGGGUGGAUAGUCCAGAGGGAAAAAUAGUUGAAUUUUUUUCCUCUAAAGUACAUACCCUUUAUAAAUUACCUCUUUUUAAUUU